AUGUCUCUAGAAACAAGAAUAGAGAAGACAUUUAUUCUCCCGCCACUUAUUGCUGGCAAUAGUUCAACAGUAAUAAAAUCAGUUGAAGAAGAUGGGCUUGCAAUACGAGUGCACCCUGACUCUUUACAUGUGUUUUAUAAUAAUUCAUUGAAAGAAGUUUGGAAGUUUCCGGCAGAACUGGUCGAUUUUUCACUUGAUACCUUGUACUCGCCUAACGUCGUGAAUAAUAACAACUCAAAUAUGAAUAAUAAGCAAAAGUAUAUAUUGGUAUCAACUGCCGAUGGCUCAGUUUGGAGAAUUCAAACACCCGUACAAAGAAAUAAACGACGUUUUGAUACUGAUGCCAAAUCUAAUAAUUUAAACGAUAAUCACACAAAUUCAUCACGAACUUUAUUUUCACCGCCGAUCAUAACAAAUGUUCGAAGUGAACAUCAAAUUUAUAAAAAGGCAAGCUUGAUUUUCUUUAUCUAUCCGAUUGGUAUUUGCAAAAUACAUCCAAUCAUCCUCGCCGAUGUUAGUGGUCUAUUAAUUUGUUGUCUAAAUGGAGAAUUAGUGUUUAUCUCAACAAUCAAUCAACUGCCAAACAAUCAAGUUUUAUAUCGCCCUCAUAAACCGAUCAACCAAGAAGAGAAACUCACAUUGACUAUUUCAAAUAAUUCUUAUGAUUAUUCGUUGACUUUAUAUUUACUUCGUCCGUUAUUGGCUCGUGGAAAUGGGAACUACUUGAAUCAGGAUUAUCAGAACUUUAUCACCUUGGACGUUUUUAAUGAGUUAUUGUGUUCUGGAGACGCAUACCAUCCGAUGAUUACUGAUCAAACAGAUAUCUUAAUAACGGGAACAUCAAAAGGAUGGGUAUCUUAUCAGCCACUAGUUUUUGACACACCAGAUCCAAUUCCGUUCGCUUCCAUGGAUGAACCGAUGAACGCGAUCUAUACGUUACAUAUAAAUCAUGAAAAUACAAGCGCAUCGAACAGUAAUGUUAAUGUGAUUGCUCAUAAUGCAAUGAUUUUGGUGGGAGCUCAGGGAACAAUUAAAUUGCUUUUUGUCAAAGAGAAUGAUCUAAACUCCCAAGAAAAAGUAUUAUUUAGAGAAUAUUAUGUUCCUGGUCCUGUAUACUCGUCUACUCUUUACAUGAAUCGAUUAACAUUAGCCGUUAAGGAUGGACGCACAAUGUAUCUUGAUUUUUCUUAUCAUGUGAUUAUUGACGGAAAAUUGGCCCCAAUUAACAGUAAAUCUAUUGAUAUCCCAAAAAACAUGCUUGACCUGUGCUACUCGAGGAAUUCAAAUGACAACGGGAGAUUAUUUGCAAUAUCAAAAGAUGGAAAAUUGAUUCGAAAUACAUUGACCAUUGAAAAUGAGCAAGUUCCACAAAAGAACCCUCAUUUCAAAUUAUCGACAUCUGAGAUAAGAAAUGCAUUGAAGAAACAGAUUGAAAGUAUCAGUGAAUGUUCUGCGAAACAGAGAGACUUAGAAAUAAUUCAAAAGGAAUUGAACUCUGCAAUUAUGACGCGAAAUCUGGAUAUAUGUGAAUUGAGAUUACUUCGUAAAAAUCGAGCAAAGAAUUUGAACAAUAAAAAAAAUCUUUUCGUCUGCGAUUGCCAUCCAAUGACAAUAUCAACUUCUUUAACCGGAUCAGUAGUACAGCGUACUUACUUAAAGGUGAAAUUAUUGAGUAGAUUAGCGAUAAAUUGGAAUCAAGAAUGGGAAAAGGAUGUCGAAGUAAACUUACGUCGUUUUCAAUUUCCCAUUUCGAUCUCUGUCGGAUUGAAUUUCGACUUCUCAUUUUCCUCUUCAUCAGAAAGCAGUGCUGACAUAAAAUCAAAACAGAUUUACUUUCCGAUACAGAACCUAUGUUACGAUAUAUUGGACUUUAUUAGACCAUGUCCAGAAAACAUUAUAAAACAGAUACAACAACGACGUCAUUUUGCAAUAGGAAACUCGAUUCCUCGAUAUAAUGCUCCAAUGGAUGGUAAUUUUUUCGCGACAAGAAAAGAAUUCGUGGAAACUUUUGAAGCUCUACUUGAUCGAUUGACAAAGCACAACAAACUAGAGGAUACCCCACUAUCUCUAAAAGAUCUUUUCAUGUCACUACGACUUGGGACUGUAUUCAUCAAUUUCCAAAUUGGCUCAAGCAAUUUGGAGAAUGGAAAAGGAGAAAGACACGUUGCUUCUCCGGACGAUUCAUUUAAGUUAUGUUUAUCGAUGCUUUUAGGGGAAAAUACUCCAAAUGACCAACUUAAAGAAAUUAUAAAAAGCACGGAAUAUGCUGUCUUUAUUACACCUUUUAGUUUGGAGCCGGUGACUUUUAAUUUAAGUAAAGUUAAUGAUAUUCGAACUGACGUGAUACCAGUCGAAUUAAAAAUUUCAUGCAAUUCUUUUCAAACUCUAUUGCAAACGGAAGAAGCCAUGCUAAGGCGAUUAUUGGAUUUUUCUAGGAUGUUCAGCAAUAAUGGUGAUCCGCCUCAUAGUUUGUCGAAUAUGAUGGAUAUUGAUGAAAUUAAUCAAGGUUUCAAACAAGAACUAGACAAAUUAAUCAAAUACCUUGAAACACGACAAUCAAAUAAAAUCGUUGGAUCAUACCAACAUGUCCAUAAUCAGUAUGACACUCUUGCUUCGUCGACAGCGUCAUUUUACAACGACGAUCAAUUAGAAGCCAAAUUUAAUGAAAUUUUGAGUGGGAUACGUAAAAAAUUGGAACGAAUUAUUAUACCUGGUGUUAUAGAGUUCUGA
Messenger RNA from Ambispora gerdemannii, 2730 nucleotides. The record is from the annotation of a GenBank genome assembly. NCBI's taxonomy places the organism in Eukaryota, Fungi, Glomeromycota, Glomeromycetes, Archaeosporales, Ambisporaceae.